Molecule: messenger RNA, 3171 nt
Organism: Hypanus sabinus (Atlantic stingray)
Lineage: Eukaryota; Metazoa; Chordata; Chondrichthyes; Myliobatiformes; Dasyatidae
Gene: tmem97
Product: transmembrane protein 97
Exons: 3
Coding region: 843-1637 (264 amino acids)
Cellular component (GO): endoplasmic reticulum
Source: RefSeq, a predicted model, not a curated record
AAAAAAUAGAAUGUAGGUGUGAAUAUAUGUUACCUUUGAUCUUUAGCAUAUAAAAAUGUCAUGUAAUAUUAGGUCAGGCAGGCCUCUCCUUCCAAAAACGUCUCAAGUGUGAUGCCCACGGUUUGUUUUGCUGAAUAACGUCUAUGUCCGCUAGCAUCUUUGCCUCUCCAGUGACUUUGUUCAGUCAAAAACCAUGGGAGCAGGUGGUGGUCAUAUUGUUGUGACUGUGAACAAAAGCCUCUGGAGAGGCACUGACGCUAGUGGAUUACAGAAGCAUUUAUUCAGCAAAGGCGAGGGGGUUAAUCAGGUGCUACACCUUUCCCAAGGGUGACCUGCAGGCUCGCGAAGGAAAGGAGCGCCUUACACCUCCUUUGGUAGAGCCACCCAAAUCCGAGACUCCCAGAUCCCUUUGCACUUCAGAUUUUUGUAUUCGAUUCUGAGACUGGUUCUACCUGCAGUGGGUGCUGCAAGCGUGGAAGAAAGUAGGUAAAGGACAGAAAGGUGUGGAAAAAUCACAGCGAUGUUCUGUUUGAAUAGAACACAGAACUGUACAGCAUCAGGAACAGGCACCGCACCCCACAACAUCUCUGCCAGUUUAAACUACAAAUCUGCCUGCACAUGAUCUGCAUCUCUGCGUUGCCUCCCGGUUCGUUCACCUGUCGACAUACCUCUUAAUCACUCUCUUAUCAAAGAAUGGCUCUCUGAAGAGAGGUCGAGCUCAGAAAGAGCAGUCUAUACAGAUUAUAGACGGGGGGGGGGCGGGGGUAAGGUUUGCAGUCUUGGGAUAGAGAAAUGAGCGCAGAGACGGCAGAAGAAAGGGACAACGUCAGAUCAGGGCUCAGAUGGGGUUAGGGCAAUUCGGAGUGAUCAAUGCUGAACUUGACAGUGAAGCCCAGAUAUCCGGCAAUGGGGGGCCUUGUGAGUGGAAGGACAGACAGAUCCCGACGUGCGGCGAAGAUCUGGUGAAACGUUCCCUGAGGACGAGGGUAACAACAUGUAUUGAUCCGGUAUUAGUUGGUCCGUCCGCAGUGAGGGAGCUGCCGGCUCCGCCUCCGCCUCCGCCUCCGCCUCCGCUCCGCUGCCAAUCGCCACCCAGCCGCGGUCCCACCCCCGACCACGCCAUGGCUUCCCCCGGGCGGCUGCUCGAGUGCAUCUUCUGCUUCUACUUCGUCACUCACAUCCCCAUCACCCUGGCCAUCGACCUGCAGGCCCUGUUACCCCGCUGGAUGUUCCCGGCUGCGUUGCAAGACUUAAUAAAGUGGUAUGCAACUCAGUUCAGAGACCCAAUGAUAAUGGAUCCGCCGACAUGGUUCAAUACAUUCAUUCUUUGUGAAGCUUUGCUACAGUUGCCUUUCUUUCCUGUUGCAGCUUACGCUUUCUACAAAGGAAGUUGUCCGUGGAUAAGAACACCAGCCAUUGUGUACUCCACACAUGUGGCUACAACAGUCAUUUCAAUCCUUGGUCAUAUUCUGUUUAACGAUUUCUCAAAAUCAAUGUUUCCAGGACCAAAUACUCUGUCAGAGCGUUUAUCGCUCUUAGCUAUAUAUAGUCCCUAUUUACUAAUCCCGGUUAUGAUUCUGCUAACUAUGCUUUACAGCCAACGGUAUAAUUCCUUCAAUGGAAAGAAGAGGCAAUAACAGUUUCCACUACCAUUCAGAGAAUCAUUUUCCAUUUUCCCAGUGAAAUUUGGGCCAUCACUACUUUAUAAUUUUACUUAAUUACAACACAAAGUCUUCGAGCAAUUUUACAAUAGAAUUAUAUGUUAGAGUGGAUUAGGAUAUUCAUAAAAAGAAACUUCUUUUGUGAGAUAGCACUUUCAGGUAAAGUUAUCAGCCUAAGGGUCACAACAGUAGGCUUGUAAAUAAGGUGCAGAUGUAUGGGAAGUCUAAAAUAAAAGUAGGAAAUCCUAGAGAUGCCCUGCAACCCAGACAACAUCUGUGAAAAGAGAAACAGUUAAUGUUUCAGAGUUCAGAGUAAGUGUAUUAUCAAAGUAUAUAUAUAUAUAUAUAUAUAUAUAUAUAUAUAUGAAAGAACACACCAACAGAGCGGACAACCAAUUUGCAAAAGGCAACGAACAGUGCUAAUAUGAAAAGAAAAAAAAAAUGAAAUAAGAACGUGAUAAAGACUCCUUGAAAAUGAGUCUAUAGGUUGUGGGAACAGUUCAGUGAUGGGGUGAGUGAAGUUAUCCCCUCUAGUUCAAGAGCCUGAUGAUUGAAGGACAAUACCUCUUCCUGAACCUGGUGGUGUGCCUUCUGAGGCUCCUGUAACUUCUCCCUGAUGGCAGCAAUUUGGACUCCCUUCAUCAGAACUGGGAAAGAGAGAAAUCAAAACGGUGAUUCUAAGAUACAAGAAAGAGGGCUGGAAGGGAUGGACAGGACAACAAAAAUAACUGAUAAAGUGAAGUCAGAUCAAAAAGGGGAGGUACAGGCUGAUGAUACUUUUUGCCUGGGUUUCUGUCACUGGUGGGACAGUAAUAUCUGCACGGCAGAUCAUGCUGUAACAACUGAUAGAGAAAAUCAAACUAUUUCUGCUGUAUUUUAUACAUUUGUGAUAUUGACUGAGUUUUUCUUUCUUUACUAAUGUGACCUGAAGAUGUUGGGCAGAUCUACAGCCUCAUAUUCACAACACAUACCACAAGGGCUAAUCACCUAGAUACCCCUUCAACCAUUUGACGGUGUCUACCCCAGAUAUCUCCUUUGUCCGGGCCCUCUUGUCUGUCACAGUCGCAUGGUGAUUACCACAUUGUUUUUACAGUGCCAGCACCAGCACUCACGAAUUGAGGUUCAAUUCCCACUGCCAUCGGUAAGCAGUUUCUACCUUCUCCUUCUGGCCAGGGUCCUUCCACAUUCCAGAGCUGCACAGUUACGGUUAGCAAGCUGUAGGUUUGCUAUGCUGGUGCCGCAAGUGCGGCAACACUUGUGGGCUUACUCCAACAGGAUCUUAGCUGAAUUGAUGCAAACAGUGCAUUUCACUGUAUGUCUUAAUAUACAUGUGUGGUGAACUAUGUGCCUGUCUGGACACUCCCCCUGCUGACUGCUCCUGUGGCUCCUCCCACAGGCCCCUGUAUAAAGGCGAUCUGCGGCCUGACGCUCGGCCUCAGUCUCCAAGACAUUGCAUGAUGGACACUCACUCCUGGUUCCUUCUUCCAGUCAAUAAAAGCCGAUAUCUCGC